Lontra canadensis (Northern American river otter) is the source of this 1166-nucleotide messenger RNA. RefSeq names its product C-C motif chemokine ligand 28 (gene CCL28). NCBI's taxonomy places the organism in Eukaryota, Metazoa, Chordata, Mammalia, Carnivora, Mustelidae. The record is from RefSeq and is a predicted model, not a curated record. Gene Ontology annotation, molecular function: chemokine activity. Gene Ontology annotation, cellular component: extracellular region. Gene Ontology annotation, biological process: cell chemotaxis; immune response; positive regulation of cell-matrix adhesion.
AUGGCCUCACCCACUGCCAGAUCCCCGCUGACAUUGCCGGACCCCGAGGAGUCUGACCAGGAUGACCUCACUAGACCAGAAAGGUCGGGUCUUAAGAAUGACGGUCUCAAGGAAAGAAACAUGAGAAGUAGGUACCCCAGCACCUCAGGGGGCGGGGCUUCCUGGCUUCCUUUUCCUCCACAUGUUCUGCUCCCAAGGCCACCUCCAGCCCCAUUUCCUGAUCCUCUAGCCUCACCCACAGUGCAGCCCGGGCUGGGGAGGCAGGCAGGAAUGCAGCAGACAGGACUCGCUCUCAUGGUCUUGGUCACCUGUGUGGCCCUUCCCAACUCAGAAGCCAUACUUCCCAUUGCCUCCAGCUGUUGCACUGAGGUUUCACAUCAUAUCUCGCGAAGGCUUCUGGAGAGAGUGAAUCUGUGUCGCAUCCAGAGAGCUGAUGGGGACUGUGACUUGGCCGCUGUCAUCCUUCACGUCAGGCGCAGAAGAAUCUGUGUCAGCCCACGCAGUCCUGUUAUUAAGCAGUGGAUAAAAGAACAAGCAGCCAAGAAAAACGCCAAAGGCAACAUCUGCCACAAGAAGAAACAUGCUGGCCAGAGGAAAAGUAAAGGAGCACAUCAGGGGAAACCAGAAAUCCACGGCCAUAAAACUCCUUAUUAAGGCGUUUGCAAAUGAACCUACACAGACAGUUCCUCAACUGGACUUGGCCAUGGUUGCUUGUAAAUUUCUCUCGUGAAAGUUCCUUAUUGGGAGUCAACAGGGCAAAACAUACUAUACAUUUUACAGGAACAAUUAUGCAGGAUGCAAACGUAGCCAAUAAUAUGCUCAUCUGAAAAUGAAAUGAAAAGAUAGUACUUCUCUUUAUAUCCUAUUUUAAGAGCAGCAUACAGAUCUAAUUUCUCCAACUUUUUUAUAAUGAAGGUUUGCAAACCUACAGAGAAGUUGAAAGAUUUUCACAAUGAACACUUAUGUACCUUUCACAUAGAUUAAUGAUUGUUAAUAUUUUGCCACAUUUAUUUUCUCUCUUUUCUCUGAGUGCAUGUGUGUAUAAAACAUUUUAUAUAUAAAUACAUUUUUUUGCUAAACCAUUUGACAAUAAGUUGCAGAUGUUGUGAUACAUUUUUUAUGUUACAACUCGACAUUCCCCAAGAAUAAAGACCUUUUGUAUAUAA